This is a messenger RNA of Labrus bergylta (ballan wrasse), 6656 nucleotides long. NCBI's taxonomy places the organism in Eukaryota, Metazoa, Chordata, Actinopteri, Labriformes, Labridae. The record is from RefSeq and is a predicted model, not a curated record.
UCCGUGCAGUGACAGCUCAGUCAGCGGCUGAGCUCCUCGGCCGUGCAGGAUGAGCGAGAGUGAACUUCUUCCACCGCGACGUGCUCUGACAGAGUGUGUGUCUGUGUGUGAGGGUGAUUUUAAAAGUGUGUGUGUGUAGAUGUGCAUAAGGGGAGCAUACAUGUACCGGCAGCACGAUGUCUCUGAACCGAGUGUCUCAACUCUGCCACGAUAUCACCCGGCUGUGGCUGCAGCUGAAGAUGAUGACAGAUGACAUCGUGCACAGGGAGGAUCCUCCUCUGUUUGCAGCAGAAAUCGGCUCCGAGCUGCAGAAACAGUUUGCCAUCCUGCCAGGCGGCCGCGGGAUGAACGGCAGCCCCGUCAUGGUCUUCCCAGAGUUCCCAGCUUUCAGCGAGCUGGAGGAGGAGGAGAUGCAGAAGGUCUUCAGCUACCUCACUCGUGUCCCCAGCGUUGCAGCCUCAGGAGAGGGUUUCAUCCUGGUCAUCGACAGACGACUGGACCGAUGGGCUGCUGUCAGGGCUACCCUGCUCCGCAUCGCUGGUUCAUUUCCAGGGAACUUACACUUGGUUCUGGUGUUGCGUCCCAAUACUUUGUUCCAGCGGACUCUGUCAGACUUCUUGUUCAAGUUCAACAAGGAUGAGUUCAAGAUGAAGGUGGUGAUGCUGAGUUCAGUGACUGAGCUCCAUGCUUAUAUCGACCCGGGACAACUGACCACAGAGUUUGGAGGCACGCAGGAGUACUGCCAUGAGAGCUGGAUCUCACAUCGCACUGCAAUCGAAGCGUUCGCCCUCAUGGUGAAGACGACGGCUCAGACCCUGCAGGCGUUCGGCACGGAGCUCGCAGAGACAGAAUUACCGAACGACGCCGAGGCCACCACCAACCUGCUGCACACACACACGCUGAAGAAGGACACGAUGAAGGAGGACCUGCAGGUGGCGCUGUCUCAAGGGGGACGCCUGUUGGAGUGCAUAAAUGAGCCUCUGCAGACAGAACCUGAGUACAGCAUGACCUACGAUGAACUGGAAAACUUAGCGACUGUACAGAGACUUCUGGGCCAGCUGGACGAAACAGAGACGGCGUUUGACGACUUCUGGGAGCGCCACCGCACCAAGCUGGAGCAGUGUUUACAGCUCCGACAUUUUGAGCAGCACUUCCGUGAAGUGCGAGGCCAGCUUGACGCAACAUCAGAGCGUUUGUCCGGCUUCUCAGAGGUCAGCGUUACCGCGCACGCCGAGCAUGUCCUCCGAGAGCUCAGCGGCCAUGAGAGCAAAGCCUGUGACAUACUCGACUGCGCCCUGUCGCUGGCCAGUGAGGGCGACCUCCUGAUAGAAAACUCCCACUACGCCGAGGACUCCAUCAGGCCGAAGUGCAGCGAGCUGAGAGGAGUGUGUGAGGAGAUCGGCUCCACUCUGAGGAGCAAGAAGAACCUCCUGCUCAGAGCCAUGGAGCUCCACCAAGCUCUGGAGAAGGCGUCUCGGUGGUGUGAGGAGGGGAUCUUCCUGUUGGCGAGCCAGCCGGUUGACCGCUGUCAGUCUCAGGACGGAGCUGAAGCAGCUCUGCAGGAGCUGGAGCGAUACCUGGACACGGCUGCACUGCACACGCUCGCUGACUGCAGCGCCAUCUGCUGCCAGUACGAGCAAGUGCUCACUCCUCAGCUCAGGGACCAGGUGGAGAGAGUUUUCCAGAAGCAAACCUCCGUCCAGGAGAUGUUCGAGAAGAGACGCAUCAGUCUGAAGAAACUCGCCGCCAAACAGACCAGACCAGUCCAGCCAGUGGCCCCCAGACCUGAAGUCAAGUCUCCUCUCUCCUCUCCCAAUCAACAGAGAAAAGAGAGAAGAUACUCUGCAGAUAAUGUCAUCUGCAAAAAGGCGGAGUCUCCCGUGGUUAACGGCGGCACCAGACAUGCGUCCCUCUCAGAAGAAGAAGAGAAUCUGGCUGUGCUUCGUCGCCACGUGAUGAAUGAGCUGCUGGAGACGGAGAGGGCGUACGUGGAGGAGCUGCUGUGUGUGCUGGAGGGCUAUGCAGCAGAGAUGGACAACCCGGCCAUGGCGCCCCUCAUCCCAAACACGCUGCUCAGCAAGAAGGACGUCCUGUUUGGAAACAUGUCUGAAAUCCACCAGUUUCACAAGAGGACGUUUCUGAAGGAGUUGGAAGCGUACACCGACUGCCCAGAACUGGUGGGCCGCUGCUUUUUAGAGAGGAUGAAGGACCUGCAGAUCUACGAGGCGUACUGUCAGAACAAACCUCGCUCUGAGAGCCUGUGGAGACAAUGCUCCGACUGUGCCUUCUUCCAGGAGUGCCAGAAGAAGCUGGAACAUAAACUUGGUUUGGACUCCUACCUCCUCAAACCCGUCCAGAGAAUCACCAAGUACCAGCUCCUGCUCAAGGAGAUGUUGAAGUACAGUAAGGGCUGUGACGGCAGCGACCACCUGCAGGAAGCUCUCUCGUCCAUCCUCGGGAUCCUGAAAGCUGUUAAUGACUCCAUGCACCUCAUCGCCAUCACAGGAUACGAGGGUAACCUAUCAGAGCUCGGUCGCCUGCUGAUGCAGGGCUCCUUCAGCGUGUGGACGGAGCAUAAGAAAGGGCACGCCAAGGUGAAGGACCUGGCUCGGUUUAAGCCCAUGCAGAGGCACCUGUUCCUGCACCAGAAGGCCCUGCUCUUCUGCAAGAGGAGGGAGGAGAACGGGGAGGGAUACGAGAAAGCUCCGUCGUACAGCUUCAAACACUCGCUCAGUAUGAGCGCGGUGGGUUUUACAGAGAACGCGAAAGGGGACAACAAGAAGUUUGAGAUUUGGUGCAACUCCAGGGAUGAAGUUUUUAUAGUGCAGGCUCCGACGCCAGAGAUUAAAACAACGUGGGUGAACGAGAUCCGGAAAGUUCUGACGCAGCAGCUCAAAGCCUGCAGAGAUGCCAGUCAGCAGAAGAUCUCAGACUCUGUCUCUCCAAGUCCCACCAGCAACAACACCUCCAUCUCCCUCAGUCCCUUUCGUAGCAACGGUCAGAAAAACCAGAAGAAGCAGGAGGAGAAGAAGGCAGAGCCGAGCACAAUAUCAGAAGUCAACUCAUCGCCCAAACACAGAGAUGAACCGGUGACCAGCCCGACCACCGACAGGUCCUCAGUGGCUAAAAAGCGUUUUACUUUGCAGGGCUUCAGCAAUCUCAAGAGUCCCAAAGGCUCCACCCUGAGCCCCGAGCACGCCUCCAAACGCCACUUGGUCAAGAGUGACCCCACCCCGUUUGGGUUCAAAGGCUGGAACAAGGCGUCUCUCUCUGUGGACGCCUCAGAGGAGAACGAUGGGUACUCGAGCAGUGAGGACCCCAUCACGUCCGAGCCCGAGGACGACGUGGGGAAGAAACUGGCUCCGGGGAAGUACACGGUGGUGGCGGACUGUGAGAAGGCGGGACCUCAGGAGCUGUCCGUCAAGAGUGGAGACAUGGUGCAGCUAAUCAGAGAAGGAGAGGAGGGACAGUGGUUUGUGAAGAACCUCCGCACCAGUAAGGAGGGCUGGGUGGCAGCAGCAAACCUCCUCAGCCUCAUCUCAGAGUCCAAGUCGUCGCAGUCGCUCAGCAGCUCAGAUGGGAGCGUCUCUGGUAACAUCAGCACUUCUUCCAGCUGCAGUGAGACUUACACCAGCUACUCCGACAUCAAACCCUGACACCUCCAUCCCUCCCUCGACUGAAAAUAAAACAAACAUUUUCCCCCCCGUGGAUUUACAAACCCAGAGAGCUGACCCUGACAGGAGCAGGAGGACGGGGAUCAUCACAUCCACCUUACAGUUUGUCAGAGUCAAGCAGAAAAACCAAAGCUGCCCUCAUAUCUGUGAAUGUUCCCAGUGUUUUAGUUUAGACUGAAUCCUCUUAUCACCUCCAAUGUCCCUCUGCAGCGUUACUCUCCCUUCUCGUUCAAACCAUUUCCUGUACUUCACAUAUUUUGGGAUCUUAAUUUUAAAACUUAAUUUUUGUACUUGUCAUUUAGAUCCCAACACAUGUAAAACAACAGGUUUAAAAAUAACACUCUUUAAAUCUACGUUAGGUAUUUUUUCUGUUCAUUCCAGUGACAGAAAAUUCAGAUUCUUUAAAUACCAAUGAAUACUACUUCCUCAACGAGCACGUUUAAGUCAUCCGCCGUGUUUCCUCCUGUCAGGCCCUCCUCACGCCACAGAGAAGCUUCAAUAACCCCUCGGAUCAUGUAGCAUUAAAUCAGACAGAUUGAAAGAGGAUCUGCAUUAAAAAAAAAAAAAGCGAGCUGUCAGCAGCUUAAAAAACUGUUCAAACCUCAACCUUCUUGAACCUUACAAGUGGACAACAUCUCGGCAAAGCAGCAGGUUGUUGUGUGAAACAUCCUCUUAUUGGCUCUCGUCACUCACACACUGAAAAGUGGCAGCUGGCUGCAAAAAGAAAAAUACUUCAGAGUGGUGUCAGUGGAUUUAAUGCGUCAGUGUUCAUCCCAUUCAUGAUAGUUAAUUAGCCCCUCCUUUCAGCUUGGUGUGCUGGUGUUACCUGAACAUACACUCCACGAGAACGGCAGCUUGGAACAACUUCUAAACCUCCUUUUGUUUUCGCUUAGUGAUUUAGCAACUGGUCUCUGAUUUGCUCUGGAGUCACCUCAAGCCCAAGAAGUCGUGUGGGCAGGCAGGUGUGACUGCAUGCCUGCGUGUGUCACCUGAAAUGUCUUUGUGUGUGCGCAUUCUUGUGUGUGUGUGUGUGUGUGUGUGUGUGCUGCCGAAGUAACCGAGCAAGAUUAUGUCCCUGAAGAGCCCGACCAAUAUUUUUGUUUUACGAUACAGCUCAACCAGCCACCUAAACGUAGGAAAAAUGUAAACAACAAAUUCCGUUACCUGUCGGCCUCUAACUGCACAUCUUUUCCAACUGUAUUAAAGUAAAACACACUUAAUUUAUUUUCACAUCAGACAGAAAAAAAAGCAGCAAAUAGACAAAUUUUAGAGCCUUAAAGAAGGUAAGAACUGCUGCUGUGCUUACACCAUAAAAAAACAAACAAAGGUGGAGGAUUAGAGCCUGAGUGAUAUUUAUCUUGUAGCCCAUCACAGGAAUAUAAGCAUCAUCAUGAGUGCAUCCUCGCUCGAUUUUAUACAAUCAUGGCAGCACUUUCUGCAGCUCAUGUAGUGUGGUGUUUAAUUCUGCAGCACCUUUUGCAUCGUCAUACUGCUGCACAGUCCAAAUGCGAAGAUAUUCCACUUCAUUUUAAAUUGAUGCAUUUCUGCCCUCUGUAUCCAUGUGAGUCAGGCUCUUAUCUCUUAGAAGUUACACUGAAGCUAAAAGUUCAUUCUCAUAAAUGUGCAUGCUGGAUUUCUUUUCGAAAAAGGUCAAGUUUAUUGCUGACAUGCCUCUGCGCCCCGAAGACAAACGCACAUAAAUCCAAACCUCUGCAUCGUGAUCAAGUUUUAUGUGACGGCCUCUCCCCUCACCUGUCUUUGCUCUGCGCUGCAGCAACAAAGGCCGUCUUUGUCCUCUCCCUGCGCUCCCAGCCCCGCUCAGGCAUGUGACAGUAUCUCCACCUCUCUCUCUCUGAGCUAACCGGGCCCUGUCAGACCUUCAAGACAUGUUUGCAGUGCACCACCAGCCUGAGAACAAUAUUUGCUACUUGACACCUCAAUGUAGCCGAGUAAUCUUCACGGUGGAAGGAAGCUCGAUAGCUGUGUUGUAAAAAAGAGGAUGUUUAUAUAGUUUGAUAACACAACCAGCUGCUGUGACUCUCUUCUUUAUACACACAACUUGUGCUGUUCGGAUCACUGAAUGACACCUUUUUAUUACAUGUUUUUUCCACAGUAAACAUGUUUUUAUACCACAAAAUUUCUACUGAAUCCAGAAGGCCGCUGUAAAACAGUCUCCUCCUUUUUCCAUCUUAAAUGUUGAAUGUUUGACUCUGUUAUGAACUCAGCCCCACCUGUGUAUUCCUUGGUUCAGAUUGUAUUCGUCCACUGGAUUUACAAACUAAGUCGAGCUGUGGUUUUGGCCUCUUUGCUGAUGUAAAACCAGGGUUUUAAUCGAAUGUGGGUGUCCCUGUGGAAGGAGAGCGUUGUAGAAAAAAUAAGAAACUACUUAACGGGCCUCUUGGUGUCAAACUGUGGCUGGUAUUAUGUGUCGUAAAAUCUGUAAGAAUGAGAAAUGUGUGUUAUCUUUGUACAGAUCUUAUACCUCACAUUGUUUUCCUCCAGCGCAUGUAUAUUGUGAAGAGGAUUAUGGGGUUUUUGUGAGUCUUCUUGUCUCUCUGUACAUCUGCAUGUUCUUCAAAGAUAUCAUUUAAAACUCUCACGUUAUCGCCCCUGAAUGAGAUAAGUAUUUUUUACCAGGCACUGUUGUAAUGUGUGAGAGUUUAUUUUUUUUGCCCUCUUGUAAAAGCUGACACGGGCACUAAACUUGUCAGUGUUUUGUCACGAUCACAUAAUAUUGAAUUAUUUGUAUUUUCGACUUGAAAGGCCGGAGAAAUGAGAAGGGUUACUAUAUUUUUUAGUUUCUUUUUAUGCAGCACAUUGCAGCAACCACUGUCUUUAUUUUCCUAUUGUAUCUACUGAGUAUGGUGUUGAUAUAAAUAUAUUAUAAUGAGACAUAUCAGUGUAUAUUUGUACAUAUGUAAUUCUGAAUUGUAUGUAAAAUAAAAUGCAGCUUUAAUAAAGUCUGAGACAGUUUCCUCUAUA